Messenger RNA from Triplophysa dalaica, 2564 nucleotides. It is a transcript of the gene f13a1b, whose product is annotated as coagulation factor XIII, A1 polypeptide b. Lineage: Eukaryota; Metazoa; Chordata; Actinopteri; Cypriniformes; Nemacheilidae. The record is from RefSeq and is a predicted model, not a curated record. The transcript has 16 exons. Gene Ontology annotation, biological process: blood coagulation, fibrin clot formation; peptide cross-linking. The coding region runs from base 119 to 2347 and encodes 742 amino acids. Gene Ontology annotation, molecular function: protein-glutamine gamma-glutamyltransferase activity.
ACCUUCUGGAGUUACGACAAUGAAGACAGCAGGCUGGAGUUAUCCUGAAGGACAAUUGACGACUUUCUAACGGACAAUAAAUCAGAAUCAGCGGUGAACAUCAUCAUCAGUAUCAGCGAUGGGAGAUCAAGAGACUCAAGAGAACCCGAGCCCCGCUGUCACAUCAGCAGCUGUACGGCCCAAGAGAGUGUCCCACCGUGGACGCAGCGCCGGACCCAAAGCCAGCUCUAAUAAAGAAGAGGGCAAGAUGGAAGAAUUUGAGCCCUUCAUGCUUCUUCCCAGAGGACCACCGCCACUCAAGGACUUUCUCGAUAUCUGGGAUGUUGAUGUGCUGAAAAGUCCUCAGGAGGAGAAUAAACGUGGACAUCACACACACUUAUAUUCCAGUGAUUUCCUUAUCGUACGUCGGGCUCAGGAGUUCCAGAUCAAGAUCACAUUUGAUCGACCCUACAAACCGAAGGAAGACAAGUUUGCUGUUGAGUUCAUUAUGGGGUCCAGUCCUCAGUACAGCAAGGGCACCUAUAUUCCCGUCUUCCCCAAUGAGGAACGUAAGAGCACUUGGCGAGGUCGGAUCAUGGAGACCAAUGACAACGUUGUCACCAUGGGCAUCAUUCCUUCACCAGAGUGCAUUGUGGGAAAAUACAUGAUAUUCAUUGGCGUGGUGACCCCCUAUGGGAUCCGCAGGACCAGGAGGGACCCCAGCAAAGACGUCUACAUCCUCUUCAACCCAUGGUCACAAGCUGAUGCUGUGUUUUUGGAUGAUGAGGAGGAACGGGAGGAGUGUGUUAUGAAUGAGCUGGGAAUCAUCUAUCAUGGAGCGUAUGAUGAUGUGUCUGAACGGGCUUGGAACUUUGGUCAGUUUGAAUAUGGUGUACUGGAUGCCUGUUUGUUCAUUCUGGAUAAAGCAGAAAUGCCGCUGUCCAAUCGUGGUGAUGUUGUCAAAGUUGCCCGCGUAGCUUCUGCCAUGAUAAACUCUCGCGAUGAUUAUGGCGUGUUGGUGGGAAACUGGAGUGGGGAUUAUAUGGACGGCGUUCCUCCAACAUCAUGGACAGGUAGUGUUGAGAUUCUCCUGGAUUACAUCCACAGCAAAGGCACGCCGGUGUGUUAUGCUCAGUGCUGGGUCUAUGCUGCCGUCUUCAACACAUUCUUGCGUUGUCUCGGGAUCCCCGGCAGGGUCGUGACAAACUUCUUCUCAGCUCACGACAACGACGGCAACUUGAAGAUGGACAUCAUUCUGGAUGAAAAUGGAAAAGUGGACAGAGAUCGCACCAAGGAUUCCAUCUGGAAUUAUCAUUGCUGGAAUGAGUGUUACAUGGUCAGACCUGAUCUACCUGCUGGAUUCGGAGGCUGGCAGGUCGUUGACGCAACUCCACAGGAGACGAGUGAUGGUAUGUACAGGUGUGGACCUGCGUCUGUCGCUGCUAUCAAACAUGGACAGAUCUGCUUCCCUUUUGAUGCACCUUUCGUGUUUGCUGAGGUGAACAGUGAUGUGGUCUUCUAUCGUAGACAGAAGGACGGCACUCUAGAGCCGGUAAGGGUGAAUCAAACCCAUGUGGGUCGCAUGGUGCUGACUAAAGCCGUGCUACACGACGGACGUCGAGAUAUCACCAGUGAUUACAAAUUCCCUGAAGGAAGCCCGGAGGAGCGUCAGGUGCUGGAGAAGGCCGAAGCGUUCGGCUGUCAGAGGGAGAAAGCCUCUAUUCCUGAGUGUGACGUGGAUGUGGAGAUCCCCCUUGUGGAAGUUCGGGUUGGGGAUAAAUUUGACCUGAUAUUGCUGUUCAACAAUCGCAGCGAUCAGCAGCGCACUGCAGAUGUGUACAUCAGCGGGACUGUGGUGUAUUACACAGGAGUCCCGAGCAGCGAGAUCGUGUAUAAAACUCUCAAAGUCAAACUAGAGCCACAACAAAGCAAAGAAGAAAAAGUGUCCGUGCGUGGUGAGGACUACAUGCACAAACUGGUGGAACAGGGAAACAUCAACAUCAUCACUACCGGGAAGGUGAAACAGACCGGACAGAUCAUCACCGCCAUGAAGUUAAUCCACACGCACAAACCCAAACUCAUCGUGAAGGUGACAGGUUCUCCUCGAGUGAGUGAGGAGAUGUAUGUGACUCUUGAGUUCAGCAACCCAUUUCAGUUCAAUCUGGAGAAUGUUGAUGUACGUAUGGAAGGUUCCGGAAUCCUGCCAUUCAAACACAAGCACUACAGUCUGAUCGCUCCAGGCACAUCUAUAACGUGGACUGAGGCGUUCAGUCCCCGACGGGCGGGCUCGACUAAACUGAUGGCCAGUCUGGACUGUGCUGCACUCAGAUAUGUGUAUGGAGAAGCGGAGCUCACCAUUCAACACUGAAUAAUACACAUCAACCUAAAGGGAAUCAGGAAAAGAAUGUUUCAAUAUACAAAACGAUCUUUGUCGUAUUAUACCAAAAAAGAUGCUAGACUUGGCAUAUAUAUACUCAUAUAAAGCAGGUUACCUUUGCACUAUUAUUAUGACAGCUUGACAUUUGUAUCUGCAUGGUAUAAUCUUCACUUAAUAAACUUAAUUUAGCCAUGAUUAUUACUGUUAA